AUGGUUCAACAAGGCUGCCGCAGCUCUGGCCAGAAUAUAGAUUUAGCCGAUAUAAGUAUCAACGACAUCGCUUUAUAUCUUCUAGCCAACUCGAAAAGCAAUGGCGGCUGUGAGCCGCCGUCUUCUGUAAUAAUGCUUGUUAUGACGGAUAAGGAUAACCUUGAUUUAGCUGAACCUCCGUCGAGACAGAAGAAAACUAUCGUGUUUCGCAUUAACCAGGGUUUGUUGGUUGAUAACGCAAUUCUCAGGCUUAGCCCAUUUUGA
This is a messenger RNA of Plasmopara halstedii, 264 nucleotides long. RefSeq lists its product as uncharacterized. The record is from RefSeq and is a predicted model, not a curated record. The transcript is spliced from 2 exons. Lineage: Eukaryota; Oomycota; Peronosporomycetes; Peronosporales; Peronosporaceae. Bases 1 to 264 code for a protein of 87 amino acids.